AUGUUUAGUUAUGUAACUGCCCAAGGCUACACAGUUUGUGAUGACUCUUCAAGUUUGUCGCCAGUUAUUCCUAUUCCUGAGCCUAUUUAUUGUCAGCCAACAAUAAAUUAUUAUGACGUUAGAAAAGUGUUAGAUAGUCCUGGUGAUGACAAUAUAUCGGAUUUAUUGUGGUUAUUGCGAUUCGUUUAUGGUAACAUGCCAAUUGUAGUAAACUACUAUGAUCGGAGAUCAGAUUACGGUUAUUAUGAUCGCUCUCCGGAUGUAUUGUCUAUUGUUUCUGGUGCUAUUUCUGAUCAAACAACUUCAGUCACAGUAAACUAUCAUGACGCUAGACCAAAUUAUGAGACUUUAUUGCUAUCAAAUGUAUUGGAAUUUAUUCAUGAUCCUAUCAAAUUGAAUUACCUUCGCUGGUAUCCUGAAUCAGAUGAUAGUAAUUUAUUAAGUUCAUUGUUUAUCCCUAGCCAACAGCAUGUCAAUUAUACUUUUAUUCCUGGACAACAACCUGCAAGUUAUAUUGCUGAGCAAUGGUUUACUAGUAAUGUCAUUGUUCCUGGAUUCGUCAAUAAUACCUUUAUUCCUGCAAGUCAUAUUAUUGUUCCUGGACAACAUAUCACUGUUGAUGGUCAACAACCUGCAAGUUAUAUUAUUGCAUCUGGCCAACAGACUGCAAGCCAUAUAAUUGUUCCUGAACAACUACCUCCUAUAAUUGGUCAUAGAAAAAGAGGAAUGGAGAGAACACAAUAUGGUCAAACACAAGAUAGUUUACCACAAUUCACCUUAAUAUCACACUGA
Messenger RNA from Dentiscutata erythropus, 792 nucleotides. Lineage: Eukaryota; Fungi; Glomeromycota; Glomeromycetes; Diversisporales; Gigasporaceae. The record is from the annotation of a GenBank genome assembly.